AUGUUGGGCCAGCUGCUGCUAACCAUCGAUGCCCUCGGCAUGUGCUUUGGCACUAUCAUGGCUGAUUGUCUCAACGAGACGCACUUGUUUAAUCCACGGUGGCGGCCGCAUGCUAAGUUCCAUAAUGCUCAGACGGUCUUCCUCGCUAUCAUCCUGUCCGGGCUGACACUCUACUAUACGUGGCGGCGGGCGAAGACGCCUGAGCUGCGCCGCGAGUUUAUCUUCAUCAGCGCCAUUACGGGGUCCAUCUAUUGGAUCGCAGGACUCCUUAGCAUCCUGCCUCCCGGUACCAUGGGCGUCGAUCCCGAGUUUGGUGGCCCGGGCUUCCCCCAGAGCAAGAUAUUCGUUGCCUUCAUGGCCACUGGUCUGCUUGGUGCCUGGAUGGAGUAUCGUUGA
Molecule: messenger RNA, 396 nt
Organism: Daldinia vernicosa
Lineage: Eukaryota; Fungi; Ascomycota; Sordariomycetes; Xylariales; Hypoxylaceae
Exons: 2
Coding region: 1-396 (131 amino acids)
Source: RefSeq, a predicted model, not a curated record